Molecule: messenger RNA, 3097 nt
Organism: Pongo pygmaeus (Bornean orangutan)
Lineage: Eukaryota; Metazoa; Chordata; Mammalia; Primates; Hominidae
Gene: ZBTB14
Product: zinc finger and BTB domain containing 14
Exons: 4
Coding region: 697-2046 (449 amino acids)
Biological process (GO): regulation of transcription by RNA polymerase II
Molecular function (GO): protein binding; RNA polymerase II cis-regulatory region sequence-specific DNA binding; DNA-binding transcription factor activity, RNA polymerase II-specific
Source: RefSeq, a predicted model, not a curated record
GGAGGGCCCGGCGCGAGCUGGCCGGGGAGUGCGCGGGGCGCGAGCUCCGGGCUCGCGGGCGGAGCGGGGCGCGGCGCGGCGCGGGGCUGCGGAGCCGGCCGCACGCCCGCUCCCGCUCGUCGCGCCGCCGGGGCCGCCGCGGGCCGCAGUCCCUCCUUGCGCGCUCCGAGCCGCGGUCCCCAGCCUGCGCUCGACGUCUGAUUAUGAAAGGGAAAGUGGCCCUUUCACCACCUGGCUCCCAGGCUGGGAGCUUUUGUCUGGGAAGGAGUGCAAACGGCCUCCUCCACUCCCCACCUCCCUGGCCCAAAGAAAUUGAGAGCGAGGACUCCAUAUGCCUUGAAGGCUUUUUGGGUCUGCGCUUGGCUCCGUGCUUCCUCCCCACUCCGAAGUUGCAAGCUUGCAACAAGGAAGUCGUGCAGCCGCCAUUGUCGGGCUGCCCGGGGCAGGGGAGGCGGCUGCAGCUGCUUAUGUAAGUUUUUGGCUUUGCGGGAAGCCCGGCUCCCCGCACUGUAACGCGGCUCAGCGCGCCCGCAGUUUGGAGAGCAAUUAGGAAGGGGCAGCCUUAUUAUGAAGGUGGUGUUGGGGGAUAUGGGUCUGCAGGAUGGAGUUCUUCCGGUCUGGCGUGCUCCUGAUCAGAGUUACUCUGAUCUGAAGAUUUUGGCGUUUAAGGCGUUAAGAUAAUAGCCUGAGUUGUUCAUGGAGUUUUUCAUCAGUAUGUCUGAAACCAUUAAAUAUAAUGACGAUGAUCAUAAAACUCUGUUUCUGAAAACACUAAAUGAACAACGCCUGGAAGGAGAAUUUUGUGAUAUUGCUAUUGUGGUUGAGGAUGUGAAAUUCAGAGCACACAGAUGUGUUCUUGCUGCCUGCAGCACCUACUUUAAAAAGCUUUUCAAGAAGCUUGAGGUUGAUAGUUCUUCAGUCAUAGAAAUAGAUUUUCUUCGUUCUGAUAUAUUUGAAGAGGUCCUGAACUACAUGUACACAGCAAAGAUUUCCGUGAAAAAAGAAGAUGUUAACUUAAUGAUGUCAUCAGGUCAGAUUCUUGGUAUCCGAUUUUUGGAUAAACUGUGUUCUCAGAAGCGUGAUGUGUCCAGUCCCGAUGAAAACAAUGGUCAGUCCAAAAGUAAGUAUUGCCUCAAAAUAAAUCGCCCCAUUGGAGAUGCUGCUGACACCCAGGAUGAUGAUGUAGAGGAAAUCGGGGAUCAGGAUGACAGUCCUUCUGAUGACACAGUAGAAGGCACCCCCCCGAGUCAGGAGGACGGCAAGUCGCCCACCACAACGCUUAGGGUUCAGGAAGCGAUCCUGAAAGAGCUGGGGAGUGAGGAAGUUCGGAAGGUCAAUUGCUACGGCCAGGAAGUAGAAUCCAUGGAGACCCCAGAAUCAAAAGACUUGGGGUCCCAGACCCCUCAAGCCUUAACAUUUAAUGAUGGGAUGAGUGAAGUGAAAGAUGAACAGACACCAGGCUGGACAACAGCCGCCAGUGACAUGAAGUUUGAGUAUUUGCUUUAUGGUCACCAUCGGGAGCAGAUUGCCUGCCAGGCAUGUGGGAAGACGUUUUCUGAUGAAGGCAGAUUGAGGAAGCAUGAGAAACUCCACACGGCGGACAGGCCAUUUGUUUGUGAAAUGUGCACAAAAGGUUUCACCACACAGGCCCACCUGAAAGAACACCUAAAAAUCCACACGGGAUAUAAGCCCUAUAGUUGUGAGGUGUGUGGAAAAUCAUUUAUCCGUGCCCCAGACUUAAAGAAGCAUGAGAGAGUUCACAGUAAUGAAAGACCGUUUGCGUGCCACAUGUGUGACAAAGCCUUCAAACACAAGUCUCACCUCAAGGAUCAUGAAAGAAGACACAGAGGGGAAAAGCCUUUUGUGUGUGGCUCCUGCACCAAGGCAUUUGCCAAGGCAUCUGAUCUGAAAAGGCAUGAGAACAAUAUGCACAGUGAAAGGAAGCAGGUUACCCCCAGUGCCAUCCAGAGCGAGACAGAACAGUUGCAGGCGGCAGCGAUGGCUGCGGAAGCAGAACAGCAGCUGGAGACGAUAGCCUGUAGCUAGAGGUGGUGGGACAGGGACACUUUGCCUGGAAAGUGGAGACUGAGAUGACGUGGAUCAUAAUGAGUGAAUGCCAGUUACUAUAUUUUUGUGGAAACGUAUGGAACAUUGUACUCACUGGACUUCAGGCAGUGCUUGGUUAGGUAUUUUUAAGACUUUUCAAGGAAAUGGUGUUCCUCAGUUCUGACCAAACCGUUUCACUGUCUUGUCUGGUGUCUAGUAUUAAUGUUGCCAGUAAGCACCCCUCUCCCUUUUUUUUUUUUAAUUAUUUUAAUUUGAGAACUCCUGUGUCCAGUUUAGAAGUGAGAGACUUGCAUUUUUAAUUCCUUUACACUCACCACCCUAGCAGGUGCCCUGCACAGAGUAAUAAGUAGAUUGAUUUCCUAAUCACAAUUCUAUGUGACUUAUGGUCAAAAGAGCAGUUUUAAUAACUUAAUAAAAGUACUUCAGAUAGACGCAGAAAAUUGGUGAGUGGUUGACCAAGAACACUGCACAAAUACAAAAAAAGUUCUGGAAAUGCAGAAUGGCGUUAGAUUUAUAUUUGGUUUGUUAAUUUUAUAUCACUGUUUUUCACUGUUUUUGUGGACAAAUAAUGGUUGCUUUGCUGAAGUGUUUCUUCCUCAAUCUUGAUUGCCCUGUACCUACCCAAAAGCUGUAGUCACACGUCCUAAAGGCCAAGCAAACCCACCAGGAUGGUGGGGGGUCUUGGAGCCAAGCUCUUAGGUUCCUCUUAUUUGGAGCAGUGCCAGUCCACACCAGCUGGGAUUUGUGAGUGGACCUGUGGUAAGAAGAAUAGAAAAGGCUCUCAGAGAUAAGGUGUUUUACAUGUGUAACAAUCCCAAGAUUUCCUAGAUUAAAAUCUUAAUUGAUUUUGAAAUUGGAUUUUUAUUUAGAAUCAAAAUUAGGACAAGAACAGAUAACUUCUUCAGAUACAUUUGUGUAACUUUACAGAAUGUCAUCAAGCUUUGGGGCUCUGGGGCACAUGAUUUAUCCAUAAAGGAGAUGCAGUAUGCUUACUUAAAUUAAUAAAUUCAAAAUCUUUUAAGUGUGUAAA